UCCACCUUUAUUUUCUUCAUCGAUCUCACAAAGACUACAACGAACUCCCACAUAUCUAAUUAGAACCAUGAAGGUUUCGUUGUGCAAUGCUGUGUUUCUCUCCUUGCUUCUGCUUCUUCCUCUUGACAUCUCCGCAAGGCAUAUCGGUUUGCAACAUUCACGUCAUGGACAUCACCAUCAAACUCUCCAUGGAGCCACAGAGAAGCAAAGAGGAGCCGGAGGGGGAUCAGAUACGGUUCAAGUGGUUGGGUCAAGGCUACCAGACUGUUCGCAUGCUUGUGGAUCGUGUUCCCCAUGCAGACUGGUUAUGGUUAGCUUCGUAUGUGCAUCCAUCGCAGAGGCAGAAACAUGUCCCAUGGCUUAUAAGUGCAUGUGUAAAAACAAAUCUUAUCCUGUUCCUUAAACCCAUGUACCAUGUUGUUCCAAUCUAACGUAGAGGAUUUUGUUUUGGUUUCUGUUCUUGUUUUCACAAUUUUCUUAAUGAUAUAGGAUUAAAUGUGUUGACUAAAGACUUUUUUCUUUACACUUAAAAAGAAAGAGUAAUAACCAGAUAACAUUAAUCUAACAUGUUAAAUAAUUUUAUCUCUGAAGCAUUCCCUCUAUAGAAUAACAUCCGGUUGAUUGAGUUGGUAUGAUGGCACCCAUAUAUACCAGCUCAAUCACCUCGAUGUUGCUCCUGAUGUUUCAGAGAUAAAAUAUUUUUAGAGCCUAAUGUUUACAAAUGCCAUAUAAAUUUCGUUGCUCUCGUGGUG
Molecule: messenger RNA, 752 nt
Organism: Lactuca virosa
Lineage: Eukaryota; Viridiplantae; Streptophyta; Magnoliopsida; Asterales; Asteraceae
Source: the annotation of a GenBank genome assembly